CAUGACAAGAGAAGGUAACUGUUAACCAGAGUGUCAGAUGAAAGCCAGCUACCAGCUCGUGCACACUGCGUUUACACUGAAAUUACCCCAAAAGCAAGCAGGUGGUUACCUGAAGAUUCAUGACAAAGCUUCGGACGACAUAUUUAUCCGUCCGGGGAUAUUUUUCUCGUAACGCUUUCAGAGGAAUUGAUAGAGUUGGAGCUGCCGUUUUUUGCCGUUCUUCACCGCAAGGACAUGCUAUGGAAGGAAGAGCCUUAAAGUGAAGAAGACCAAACCAAGCAGCCCAAAAUAACCUCCCAAAACUUUGGUUUUCUCUUCGGACUGAGCCUUCUCUUCUUAACCGGAUGAAAUGCCUUGAUCCUACCCCCACCACGCCAUGGCAGGUUUAGUCUCCACCGUGGGUUUGAUGGUGAUGCUCGAGGCUCUGAUGCACGCCCAUGGCCGGCGUGCAGCGUUUCUGGGGAUCACGGUGUUGGUAACAGUGAUCGCAGCUGACUCACCUGUUGCAGAUGAGUCUCCGCUGGACUCCACACACCACCCCAUGGGACGUCUGGGAGAUAUUCCAGAGCCCCCGGGGUCAUCACCAUCGGCCUUACCAGACUCUUAUUACACUGCCUUUGAGAGCCCAGACUCACCUGGUGCCCUGCCAUCAGUUCCUCAACCAAUCCAUGAAGCCAGGACUGCUGAGGCAACUGCUUAUGAGAACUCCAAAUCCAACACACCGAGGGAUGCUCUCACAGAAGAGCCACAUACACUCACAAGUCCCCCCUUGAGCCCCUUUGAGCCUGUACUUGGUUCUGGUCCACAACUUGAGGCAGACUGGAAAAUGAGUACUACAAAUUCAGAUCACAAGUUCUCUUCUCCCUCCCCAACUCCUACAACGUCCCAGCCACGGCUCCAGUCAAAUACGUCCUCAACAUCGCUAAGCCCCUCUGCUUUUACCGGAUCAAAACCUCAGCUAAGUCUUAACUCUGAGCAGGAAGCAACUUUUAGCAAGCAGCAGGGUGGUGCGUCAGCGCAAACGCUUGCAAUCAUGGCCUCAAAACCUGGCCAGCCUUCUCCUGAGCCUCCUAAUCUGGCUUUUGCUGACUCUUUACCAGAUGAAUUUUAUAGUAAAAUCAUGGAUGAAAACCAGCUGAGCCCCAGCAGUGCCCCUUUGAAGGAGAGCAAACGGCCACAUUUCAUCAACAUGCUACCCAACCAAGAUGAAAUUCUGUCUCUUGGCUACAAUGUGCCUUUCAUCGCCGCCCAACCCUCAUCACCUUCUUCUGAGCCCACUGAGGUUUCUCCAGAGGACUUCUACCCCACCAACACCAUGGAAUUGGACUGGGGGUCUGGGGACUACUUGGAGACCAUGUCCUUCUUUGAUACAGAUAGAGACGACUACUCUCUGGUCACCAAGGUGCCCUCUGACUCGUAUGAUAUGGAGGACUAUACAGAAACCUAUGACACAUCCUUCCCGUCCAGGGUGGGCAUAUCCCCCUCAUCUUUGCACCCUCUUCAUGUCUCGCCAUCCCCCAGCCUCGUAACAGCAUACAUCGGUCCACUGAAAUCCAUUUAUCCUUCCUCAUUUUCCACUACAGUUCAGUUUACAGUGGAACCCACUCCCACAGCUGACAGUGAUAUACCCGACUUAUCAGACAUAGACUGGCCAGAUACUUUCACAAUCCAGCCAACAGAUGUCCUCUUACCUGACAUGAACAGCUUGGAGUACUACACCACUCAGCUGACCAAGGAGAACAACGGUUCAGACGCUGGAGCUGAACACAGAGGGAAUGUCACUGUGGUGUCUAUCAGUUCUACAGACAUCACACCAACCAGUGGCUCCAACAACAACACAAAACUGACUGAGGAUGAGUCCUCCAGUGAUCUGUCUGGGUUUGAGCCUCACGAUGAAUCGUCCACGUUAGUACCUACGGAGGAGAGUCCUGUUUUGGUCAAUGCCUCUGAGCCUUUUCUCGAUCCUUCAAUAGUCCCAAACCACUACCUUGAUCCCUCUUCUACCAUGUGGAGUGGGCAGGUGUCCACCACAGACUGGUCUCCACAUGUACUCACUGUUAGCCUUAACGGAACUGCAGUAACAGAAGCUGUGCAGCCCACACCUCUGCUGCCAGAUGAUUUAAUAUCUCCAUCCUCUCUGACGGACGUCCAUUGGUUUGUUACAGAGUCUUUCCCAACUGUAGCCUUCUCACCUGCUCCCACUGAACCCGCUGUCAACGACACAGAAUUAAUUCCCCAGGACUCUACUUUUACUGAGCAAACUUCAGUUUCCACUGAAUCCACAUCCCAUAACGUCACUCUGCCCCCCCUUGUUGUCUCGGGUAGUGAGGGGGUGACUGAAGAUGGAGUUGACAUCCCCGCCACAGUGACCUUGAUCCCAACAGGCAGUGAAGUUAAUACAGACUCUGCUGCACCCAAAAGUACAACUGCCACAAAUACUCCUCAUCAAGCUACAACUAGAUUUACAGCCACCACUAAAGCCUCAACCAGUGUCAACGUCAUCCCCACCACUGGGGCUACGACCGCAGCUACAACGUCAAGACAAUACCUCUGUGACCUUGGCAGGCCAGCUUAUUUAAUAAAAAUAGGUUUUCCUUCUGGAGCAACUGUUGGAUAUGCCAAAUCUCAAGUCAGAGACAUACUGAAAGGGGAAUUCAACAAAUCAGUGGAGCUACAGGUUGUGGACCCCCCACCUAAAUUCAUGUUUCGCGUCGUGUCUGGUCCCGUUGUGUACACGGCCAUAUCCGUCAUCAAUGCUCUGCGAAGGUCUGGCCGCCGUUUCCUGUCUGUGUCUCCCAACUGGAUGACACCAGACAGUAAAUAUCAAGUCCACUCUGUGCUGCAGUUUGUUCCCGCUCACAUAGACGUCCGGUUCUGCAACUUCAGUGAGAGCAUCGAGAAAGGCUUGACCAAGGCCUUUGCAGAAGUACGCCGGCGCUCAAAGGAGUCGACCAACUUCACAGUUCAUAUUGUAAACAUCACCAUGGCUGCACCUAAAUAUGAGGAUCACCGACUUGUGAGACAGCCGGUGGACAUCACCUUCACUGUUCGUGGUUCAAGAGGUUAUCUGAUGGGUUCAGAGGUCAGCAACGCUCUGAUGAAGCUCACAAUGGUGGAAUUCAGUUAUUACAUGGGCUUUCCCGUACUACAGAUAGCUGAACCUUUUCAUUAUCCAGAGUUGAACACCAGCCAGGUCCUUCGCUCUUCCUGGGUUAGAACGGUGCUCCUGGGUGUGCUGGACCAGAAAGCGAGUGAGAGGACCUUUCAAGCUACCAUGGAGCGCCGGGUGGCCAUGCUACUCGGGGAGGCAAUGGGAUUAGGCAGACGGGUUAAAAGAGCCACCACCACCGGCAACAGCAGCGUUCAGAUUGUAAGUGCAAGCCGGCUGGUGGGUGCGGACCACCCCUUAGAAAUAGUGUAUUUUGUGGAGGGUCCCAGUGGUCAGAGGAUGCCUGCUGACGAAACGGCUAACCUGCUGAACAACCUGGACGUUCAAAGGGCCGCCAUCGUCUUGGGAUAUCGUGUGCAGGGCAUUUUGGCACAGCCUGUAGAAAAGGUGGCGUCCUCGCCGUCUGACACCGAGAACAACAACAUGUGGGUCGUCAUCGGGGUGGUGAUUCCCCUCCUCGUGGUCAUCGUCAUCAUUUCCAUCCUCUACUGGAAGCUGUGCCGGACAGACAAGCUGGAGUUCCAGCCAGACGCCAUGACCUCCAUUCAGCAGAGGCAGAAGCUGCAGGCUCCCAGUGUGAAAGGCUUCGACUUUGCCAAGCUGCACCUUGGCCAGCAAAGUAAAGAUGAUGUCAUGGUGAUCCAGGAGUCUGUCCCGCCUGGUCCCGGGCCCCUCCCUGUGUCCGUUAAAGAUGGCCUCAGUCCAUCUGAGAAUGGGGAGAUCCCCACGCCUAUUUCCAAAGCUUCCCUCUCAUCCACCAAGGCGUCCCGCACCAGUCGAAGGCGAGAGAGGGUCUCCCCGUCAGACGGUGACUCGGUGGUAAGUGACCAUUCCAGUGAGCGCGAAUCGACCGAGGAGAACCUGAGAGCCCACGCCACGCCCAGCGACAGCAAACACACCCGGAAGGUCCCCAUCAAUGUUUUAAAUGGCAAGAAUAGAAUUGGUCCUCCCCCCAUGAACGGUACAAGCGAGCAGCUGUCCUCGGCCUCCAUCUUUGAACAUGUCGAUCGGAUGUCUCGGGCUACAGACGCGAGCAGGAGACUCCCCAACAAAGUCCAGCUCAUCGCCAUGCAGCCCAUGCCGGUCCCACCGCUGCACAGCCCACCCGUCAACGGCAAGCUGUCCGACACGAACCAGAUCAACAAAGAGAUUCAGGUGGCGUUGAGGCACAAGUCAGAGAUUGAACACCACAGAAACAAGAUUCGUCUACGUGCCAAGAGGAAAGGCCACUAUGAUUUCCCUGCCAUGGAUGAUAUGAUCGGCGGCCUCGGAGAUGCAAAGGACCAAGAUCGCAUUUAUUCGAAAGCACAGACGCAAAUCGAUAAGAUCCUGGACCCAGACGCUCAGAUGCCGUCCAUCUUCAUGGAGCCCAAGAAAAGUGCUCGAGGGAGACGUUCUCCUAAGCAGAGGAUGAAGGAGCAGCUGAAUGGAGGCAUGAUGGAAGCAGACAAAGACCACCUCAUCACUGACGACACUGACGGCGUUUACAGAAAAUGCCCCGGGGUCAACAAUAUUGCCUACGUGUCGGACCCUGACCAAGGCCCAGGAUCCCCUCACAGGAGCCCCUCCCCCACAGAUGACGUCUUCCUCGCCCACGCUUCCUCACCCCCAGGCCAUGCUCCUCCCCCACCCCCCUACAUGCCACCACAGCCCUCCAUUGAGGAGGCUCGGCAGCAAAUGCACUCCCUGCUGGACGACGCCUUUGCCCUCGUUUCGCCCACCUCUCAGGGCAGCACGGCAGGGAUCACCCUCCCCGGGGUCAACAGCAACCCCCCUGUCUCCAGCCCUCCAGGCCGAGGCUCCAGACCUUGGGGACCUUCUUACCAAGCUCUCGGCCCGACUCCUAGAUUCACUGAGCUGGGAAUGUCCUCUCCUGCAGUCCAAGGUCUGACACCAAGGCAGGGCCUUGGCUCAAGCUACCUGCCACCAGGAGAAGCAGCAGGACACGGUGAGCAGCUCCAAGCAGACAGCCUGUACUCCAGCAGGGGCCUCUACGCCGAUGAGCUGCCCUCAUCAGCCAGGCCUCGUCCAGUAGGGGGAACUACAGGCGCCCAGCUCCAUCAUCUGACACAGGUGGGCCUGUCCAGCCGGAUGAACGGUUACCCAGCAGGGGUCAGGGCUGCUCCAGGCCAGAAUGGAGGCAUUGGCUGGAACCAUUACCAUGACGACAAUUUCUCCAGAGUAGAGCCUGAAAAAGAUGCAUUCCUGGAAUGUCCUGAACACUCGUCCUCCUCUAUCUUCCAGAUGCACAGGAGUGGUCUGAGGGAGCCUACAGCACCCCCAGCCCACCUUGACGCCCCAGGAGCGGGCUACAUGACAGCCCCACCGCCCCUCGAUACAUCUCCUCCCACACACUCCUCCGCCUCCCUGAUCAAGGCCAUCAGAGAGGAGCUGUUGCGUCUCUCUCAGAAACAGGCGGCGGUGCCCAGCUACCACAGCUGAAGGCCUGCUGCCAGCCUCCAGCUCUAACCAGUCAUGUCACUGACCCCGCCUGCCUGCUUCGCCUAAUCUGACAAUGCUUCCCAUGGAAGUCCCUGAGGCUGUACAGCAGAGAGAUCGUCCUGCUAGACUGAAGGUGAAGAGGUGGCUCGAUGAGAUUUGUAACUGAAGAAGCUGCUUUUGUGAAAAGAAAUGAGUAACGGGACGGUUGAUAAAGACUCGGAUCAGCCGCAGUAUGACUGUUAUGAACAUGAACAGUGUUUGCCGGACCAGAGAUGAGAGGAAACGGACCUACAGUACGGGGACUCGUCGUGCCUGUGUUUCUUUCCUGCACUUCAUUGUGGAUCAGGAAGGAUGAUACCAAGUUCUGUCUACUGCAGAUCCACGUGUUGGACUUAUUUGAGAUUUUUGCUGCAUUUCUUCAGUAUUCUAUGUCCUGGUUUUAUUCUUACAUCGCCUUCACAAUCAGAAAGUUUUAUCUAAUGUUAGGGCUGGCCCGAAUAGUGGUUUCUGGCCUCCGAAUAUUCGGGCCCUAUUAAAGACGAAUAUCCGAAUAUUCAUUCCGCCCCGUAACGUCCGGGGGGAGGGGCUUGUGGCGGAGACGGCCCAAAUAUUCGGAUCCGUUCGUCUGGUCUCAAAAUUUUGCCUUCGUUUUGUCUUCAGUUAAACAGAAGAAUUCCCAAACAGCGGACGUCUUCAGCAAUAUUCGGAUACCAAAAUUAAUAUCCGGAUACCGCCGUAGCGAACGAAUACUCGGAUAUUCGGGUCCAGCCCUAUCUAAUGUCUUUGUUUCGUUACUUAGGCUGCCGUAGAUUUAUUUCCAUUCCUCAACGCAGGCCCUUACCUGUCCACCAUCAGGUGCUACUUCCUAUUUUCUGCCAUGAUGAGCCAUGCUAUGCCUUGACACUGUGACGUAGUUCACCCGACCACAUCUACUGCUGGAGCCUACAGUGAGGUCAUAGUUCAGACAGCGGGCACACAGGGCCAUCCAUACACAGUAACAACACUCCUUAAUACUACCUAAUCUUUCUUUACUUACUGCAGUAGAACCGUGUUAGUCUGAGCUCAUCUUUUCUGACCUCUUGACUCACAGUGCGUGCUUGUUUUUCCAUGUUAAAGUCCUGUUUUAUACAUCAUUUUUAAUAAUGUUUUUGAUUAAUGUAAUCGACAGCUAGACAAGAAGAAAAAUGGCCUUGAACCAGAGAUCACGCAUCAUUUUAGAGGCAAUUAAUAAAUGACAGUAUGUACUUGACAGUUCUGGACGCUUAUUGCUGUAUGUAUUCAGUGUUUGGUUGUUAUUUGAUGCACUGUAUGCAGACUACUUGGUACAGCUCAGGUCUUUGAAGAGAGAGAUUCGUUGCAGAUGAAUCGGUAAAAAGACGCUCUAAAGGUCAACGUGGAAGAACUGUAAAUUAGGGAAAGUCACACACACCAGUAUUCUGUUUGAACAAAUUUGUGUAUUGACUAUUUACUGGACCAUCUUCUCUGUUUCAUGCAGUAUUUAAAGUUUGUUUUGCCUUUUUGUUCACACAGGAAGGAGAGGAAAAAGCAUACUGUACUUCUCUAUGGUUUACAUCAACCAGUCAUUUUUAAAAUGCUUUGAAUUAACCUCGCCUCGUGGAAUUAUGUUCACCUACAUGUCUCUGAGUCGUCGUACUGGUUGAAGCAUCAUUCUAGGUUACCUUUGUGUUUUUUAGACAUGACAAUCCCCUGACAUGUUGUGAUGUUUUGGGGCCUGAAGUGAUCAUUUAUUUAAGCAAAAUAAAAAGAGAAAGUUCUGGA
Molecule: messenger RNA, 7390 nt
Organism: Acanthochromis polyacanthus (spiny chromis)
Lineage: Eukaryota; Metazoa; Chordata; Actinopteri; Pomacentridae
Product: UPF0606 protein KIAA1549
Exons: 22
Coding region: 377-5611 (1744 amino acids)
Source: RefSeq, a predicted model, not a curated record